UUACCUUAGAUUAUUAUGAUCAUCUUAUCCAUAGCAACAAAUAAGAUACACGGGUCUCGAUUGAAUGCCAAUGCUGCAGUUCAAUCUAGGAAGCUCCAUUUUCAGUCCGGGAGCACACAUUACUCUGCGUACAAAACGAUUGAACACCAGAUUGCAAUUCAGUAUCUGCAGAUGAAAUGGCCGCUGCUCGAUGUCCAGGCAGGCACGCUCCAGAGCAGACAAGCCCUCAAGGAUGCACGCUCUCCGUCGCCGGCGCACAUUGUUUGUCCCCUCCCUUGCUGCACUCAGGGCCACGACUGUCAGCACCUCUACCCCCCCUCAGACUUCACUGUCAGCACUCAAGUCUUCAGGGACAUGAGGAGGAGCCACUCCUUACAAAAGGUUGGGGAGCCCUGGUGUUUGGAGUCGAACAAAGUGCCCGUGGUGCAGCACCCUCACCAUGUCCACCCUCUCACGCCUCUUAUCACAUACAGCAACGAACACUUCACCCCGGGAAACCCGCCUCCACACUUACCAGCUGACGUAGACCCCAAAACAGGAAUCCCACGGCCUCCGCACCCUCCAGAUAUAUCUCCGUAUUAUCCACUAUCUCCCGGCACCGUAGGACAAAUCCCCCAUCCGCUAGGAUGGUUAGUACCACAGCAAGGCCAGCCAGUGUACCCAAUCACGACAGGAGGAUUCCGCCACCCCUACCCCACAGCUCUGACUGUCAACGCUUCCAUGUCCAGCUUUCUGUCUUCUAGGUUCCCUCCCCACAUGGUCCCACCACAUCACACUCUCCACACGACCGGCAUCCCCCACCCAGCCAUCGUCACGCCAACAGUCAAGCAGGAAUCCUCCCAGAGUGACGUCGGCUCGCUCCACAGCUCAAAGCAUCAGGACUCCAAAAAGGAAGAGGAAAAGAAGAAGCCCCACAUAAAGAAACCUCUCAACGCGUUCAUGUUGUAUAUGAAGGAAAUGAGAGCGAAGGUCGUCGCCGAGUGCACGUUGAAAGAGAGCGCGGCCAUCAACCAGAUCCUGGGGCGAAGGUGGCACGCGUUGUCGAGAGAGGAGCAAGCAAAAUACUACGAGCUGGCGCGGAAGGAGCGGCAGCUCCACAUGCAGCUGUACCCCGGCUGGUCCGCACGGGAUAACUAUGGGAAGAAGAAGAAGAGGAAAAGGGACAAGCAGCCCGGGGAGACCAAUGAACACAGCGAAUGUUUCCUAAAUCCUUGCCUUUCACUUCCUCCGAUUACAGACCUGAGCGCUCCUAAGAAAUGCCGAGCGCGCUUUGGCCUUGAUCAACAGAAUAACUGGUGCGGCCCUUGCAGGAGAAAAAAAAAGUGCGUUCGCUACAUACAAGGUGAAGGCAGCUGCCUCAGUCCACCCUCUUCAGAUGGAAGCUUACUAGACUCGCCUCCUCCCUCCCCCAACCUGCUAGGCUCCCCUCCCCAAGACGCCAAGUCGCAGACUGAGCAGACGCAGCCUCUCUCGCUGUCCCUGAAGCCCGACCCCCUGGCCCACCUGUCCAUGAUGCCUCCGCCGCCCGCCCUCCUGCUUGCCGAGGCCGCCCAUGGCAAGGCCCCUGCCCUCUGUCCCAACGGGGCCCUGGACCUGCCUCCCGCCGCUUUGCAGCCGCCCAUCCUGCCCUCGUCAUCUAUUGCACAGCCGUCGACAUCUUCCUUACAUUCCCACAGCUCUCUGGCCGGGACCCAGCCCCAGCCGCUCUCCCUGGUAACCAAGUCUUUAGAAUAGCUUUAGCUUCGUGAGCCCCGCUUGUUUUGUGUAGUGUUUCAUUUUGCUUUUCUUCAUUUCCUCCCCCCUUUUUGGAAGGUUUUGUUUUGUACUCUUAAUUUUGUGCCACGUGGCUACAUUAGUUAAUGUUUAUCGAGUUCAUUGGUCAAUAUUUGACCCAUUCUUAUUUCAGUGUCUCCUUUUAAAUAUGUAGAUGAGAGAAGAACCUCAUGAUUCUACCAAAAUUUUUAUCAACAGCUGUUUAAAGUCUUUGUAGCGUUUAAAAAUAUAUAUAUAUAUACAUAACUGUUAUGUAGUUGGGAUAGCUUAGUUUUAAAAGACUGAUUAAAAAGCAAAAAGGAAAAAAAAAAAAGAAGCAAUUUGGAAGCAGCCCUCCAGAAGGAGUUGGUUCUGUAUUAUUUGUAUUAAAUACGAGCUUGCGAACCAAUCAUUUUACAUCUGGUUUUUAAACCACCAGGGCACGACGAAUGCAGUGCCGUGAGUUUUUUUUCUUCUUCCGUGUGAAACAACUUUUAUUGUGAUGUUACUUGUUAUUGUUUAAAUGUACAGAAACAAAGGGUUAAAAUGUGUUAAUAUACCUUGUUCCAUGGUGUUGUUCUUUUGGGGGGGGAGGGGAUGCUACUCAACACUUAAUGGCAUCACAGCGCUGUUGGACCAGUAGUAUUUAUUGCUUUAGAGAUUGCUCGUCGAACCCGUACGUCGUCCCUUUUAAAAUAUGUUUUCCUUUUUUCUUGAAACUGUGUAAAGUCUUUUUUCCCCCUUAGCAUCAGCAUCUUAUAUAUAACAACUCAUUUGUACAAGGUUUUUAAGUUUAUAUAUAAAAUGUGUAUAUAUAUUUUUUUGUUUGUUUCCAUUUUCGACUUUUUUUUUUCUGUAUGAAACCCAGAUGCCGCCAAAUGGACAUGAAUAGUUGCAUUAAAGGAUCAGUAGCAUUAACAAAAGUUGUUUUAAAAGCCAUUAUGUGAAACAAGACUUGAAAAUUAGCGAGGGAAUUUUAGCGACGCUGUUUGAGCAACGACGGGAACGUCCCUGUGUCCUCUUUGAACUCACAGUCGAAUGCCCUGCACCCCGAGGAUGUGGACUGACUGCGGAACUUUAUGUGCCAAAAUUCUCAGUGACUUUAGCUUUCUCCCUCUUUUCAAUGCUGUAAUUUCCGUUCACCAUGUUUUGCUGUGAUGUUACAUAGGUAGAUCUGUGUGUAGUUUUAAUGUCACCUAUAACAAGAUGUGUUUGGUAGCAGAUUGUCCAGAAAAGCAUUUUAAAUGAAGAGGUAUAAACCCUUAAGGGCCAAAAUUCUGUAUAUUAGAUUACUCUUAAAGGAGAAACCAGCUACCACUUCUAUGUACCCGUACGACAUACGAGUAGGUAGCGAACUUUAAAAAUAAACAAAACCUAGGCAUGUUGAUGUUGCAAAAUGCUGUAUAAAGCUGAAACCUGUUCAUUCACAGUGCCAUUGUAGUUGACAUGAAGCGAUUGUAAAACUGUCUCCGAUUUUUCUCUGGUUUAUUAAGAUGCUAACGAUAACAUUUUUUUGUGUGUGAAUACUUUGAAUGUUUCCUAACAGUUGUGAUGUUACUGUUCCGUUUUAUGCUCUUAUUCCAAUUUCAUUUCUAAUGGUUUGGAAGCCAUUUUUGUAAUGAAUAAAUGUUCAUGCUGUACAGUAUCUGUAGCAUGCCGUGCUGGGUUAAUAAAAGCAACUUAGUGUGUGCAGAUGAAGGCU
This is a messenger RNA of Myotis brandtii (Brandt's bat), 3454 nucleotides long. RefSeq names its product transcription factor 7-like 2 (T-cell specific, HMG-box) (gene TCF7L2). Bases 16 to 1734 code for a protein of 572 amino acids. Gene Ontology annotation, molecular function: DNA-binding transcription factor activity, RNA polymerase II-specific; RNA polymerase II cis-regulatory region sequence-specific DNA binding. Gene Ontology annotation, biological process: canonical Wnt signaling pathway; regulation of transcription by RNA polymerase II. NCBI's taxonomy places the organism in Eukaryota, Metazoa, Chordata, Mammalia, Chiroptera, Vespertilionidae. The record is from RefSeq and is a predicted model, not a curated record. The transcript has 14 exons. Gene Ontology annotation, cellular component: beta-catenin-TCF complex; catenin-TCF7L2 complex.